Camelina sativa (false flax) is the source of this 1479-nucleotide messenger RNA. NCBI's taxonomy places the organism in Eukaryota, Viridiplantae, Streptophyta, Magnoliopsida, Brassicales, Brassicaceae. The record is from RefSeq and is a predicted model, not a curated record.
GCUUCUUCUUCUUCUUCUUCCUCUCCUUGUUUAAUUUUUCCGAUUUCCCUGAUCGAAAGCUUUAAUCUUUUCUCAUGCUUAACGAUGAUUUGGCUUGGCAUUACUAUUGAAUUGCUAAUGCAAUUGAACAAACUUAGAGGUUUUUUUAUUAAAACCAGAUAUAACUCUCUCUUACAUCUCAUUUGUAUUCAGGAUUAUAAAGUAUUGAUCUUUGUGAUUGGUUGUUUUCAUCUGCUUUACAGAGAAACGAAGUCGAGACAUUAGAAGUUUCAUUAGUUGUUGUUGUGUGUGUGUGUGGUUCUGGAGAAUUUUGAUUUUUUUUUUGUGUGAUAAACUUGUGUGAAUGGGAGCUCCAAAGCAGAAGUGGACAGCAGAAGAAGAAACAGCUCUUAAAGCUGGAGUACUUAAACAUGGAACUGGAAAAUGGCGUACCAUUCUCUCAGAUCCUGAGUAUAGCUCAGUUUUGAAGUCUCGUUCCAAUGUGGAUCUCAAGGACAAAUGGAGAAAUAUAAGUGUGACAGCUUUAUGGGGAUCUAGGAAGAAGGCUAAACUCGCACUUAAAGGAGCUCCUACGUCGGGUCCUAGGCCAGAUGAUAACGCUACAGCUAUUACCAUUGUGUCUCUGGCUAAUGGUCACAUUGGUGGUGAUGUAGGAGGACAGCUGAUGGUUGAUGCACCAUCUCCUCCUGAAGCUUCUUGUGAACCACCAAGAGCUUUUAAAGGACCUUUUACAAGUGUGGAUAAGAUUAUAUUGGAGGCCAUUACCAAUUUGAAGAGACCCUUUGGUCCUGACGGCAAGUCGAUCUUGCGGUAUAUUGAGGAGAAUUUCAAGAUGCAACUGGAUAUGAAACGGCUUGUGUCUUCAAGACUAAAGUAUUUGACAAAUGUUGGAACGUUAGUUAAGACAAAGCACAAAUAUAGGAUAUCUCCAAAUUAUAUGGAUGAAGGAGCGAGACAAAACCUAAGGUCUCCUCAAGAGUUUUUGGAAGGAAACAAGGAAAAUACUCCAAAACCUGAGGAGAACGGCAUCAAAAACCUUACUAAAUCCCAAGUAGAUGGAGAAGUUAUAAUAAAGGGCAUGACAGAAAAAGAGGCUGCUGCAGCUGCUGCAAGAGCCGUGGCAGAAGCAGAAUUUGCAAUAGCAGAAGCUGAAGAAGCGGCAAGAGAGGCAGAUGAAGCAGAAGCCGAAGCUGAAGCUGCCCAUAUAUUUGCAAAAGCGGCAAUGAAAGCUUUGAAGUAUAGGUAAACUCGGUAAGAACUAAGAAAUCAUUGAUGUUGUAUGAGUACUAUUGAUACUGUAUUGUUGAUAUUAUAUCGUUUUGAUAUAAUCUUCAGGUUAUGUCCUUAUUUCAAAUUUGCAUUGCUGCAGUGUUUUUGGUCAGUUAACAGUGUACAUUCUGCAGCUUGUAAUGUAUUCUAACUCCAUUGACUAUGUAAAACCUGUUCCCUUUUUCUUCUUCUGUUGAUCUGUUAUUCCUA